AUGGCAAGCGAUCUGGCGGCAGCCUGCCAAUUUAUUAUCGCCUCGGGCGUAUUGCGGCUGGUCGUGGUCGACCGUGCUCGUUCGUGGUCGAUCGCGGUCGGCUGUGGUCGGUCGUGGUCGACUCGCGCGCACGCCGCGCGGUUAUGUGGGGGCUUUGUGCGGUGGGUUGUCACGUGGUGUUUGGCGCAGGCGCGGCCGGGCGCCGGUAAGAUGCGCCAGCGGCGUCGCGCUAACCACCGCACCGCCGCAAUACUCGUCGCCUGCCUGCUCUACCUCGGCCGCCGAUGCCGGGCCGACGCCGCCGUGUCGCUCAUACUUCACAUAGAUGUCGGUCUCGCCGGCGCUUGUCGUGGAAGCGGUGUGCAAAAAAAAAGUAGCACCCCGGCAGCCAUCGAUUUCGAUUUGCAUUUUAAUAUGAUGAAGGGGAUGAUGCGGUACGUGGCUGUCGUAUUGUGC
This is a messenger RNA of Iphiclides podalirius (scarce swallowtail), 456 nucleotides long. The record is from the annotation of a GenBank genome assembly. Lineage: Eukaryota; Metazoa; Arthropoda; Insecta; Lepidoptera; Papilionidae.